AUGAAGUUUGCUAAAGUAUUGGAACAGACGUUGAUCGAGGAAGACAUCCCCGAAGAGUGGGUGGAGGCCGCCAUUCAGUACAAGAGUCUCAAGAAAUGCAUCACCAAAGUGGUUAACGAGCUUCGCUUCUUGGGGCUCGAGCAGAACGACCUCAAGUUGCUUCUCCAAGACCCCAGCAAGUCCCAAGUCAUCGAGAUGGACCAGCACGAGGCAGAGGCCACCAACCCCAUAAUUGCCGAGUACACACUCACCAAACAGGCAGGUUCCGAUGACCACACAGACCCCAACGACAUCAAACCCAUGCUCAAAAUCACCUUGGACUACUCCAACGAGAACUUCUCAGACGACCACAUCUACCAGCUAGGAUUACAGUUGAAAAAUAGAAUAGAGAAGUUGUUGAACGAAGACGAGGAUGAGACGCACGACAUCCAUGAAAUAGAAGAGCAAAAGGACGAUGAACUUAAGGUGGUCAGUCCCCAUUCCUCCAAACACGGCUCUCCUCCUUUGUCCCCAGAGCAAAAGCCAACUGUCCCGAUCGAUGAGGUUCUUGACGACGAUGUCCUUGACCCAAACGUAAGGAAAAACGAAAUCUACAUCCUGUUAAACUCGGAUACCAAGUUUUUCAGAAUGCUCAACGAUGAAUUAGAAAACUUAGAUAAGCUAAAAACAUCGGAAGAGAGCAAGUUAACAACUGAAGUCCAGAAUAUUGCAUCUGUGAUUACCACGUUGACUGACCUGAAGGGAUGGCUCAAAAACUCCGAUAUGUACAAGUGGAGAGAACUAUUCAAGAUCUACUUGGAUUCCGAAGUUUACUUUAGAUACAAUGAGACCUCCAACUCGGCCAGUGAAAGAAACUCGGAACAAAUCAAAAAGAAUCUCUCGCAGUUUAUGGCUAAUGUCGAAAAGUCGGGUAUUUUAACGACAUUCAAGAAUAAGAAGUCCAUGUAUGCGUACAAUCAAUUUCUUCAAAUGAACUUCCAUCUCUUGAAGAUCCUUCAGUUUCAGUCAAUCAAUUCAGAGGCUUUCAGAAAAAUUUUGAAGAAGUUUGACAAGCAAACUUCUCUUGGUGUCAGUGCAAGAUAUCCUAAGCUUGUGUCAAAUGACCAUAUUUUCAUCAAGGGCUCGUCGUUAGCUCAAUCGAUCUGCUUCAUUAUGCAGUCAUCGAUCUUGACCUUGAUUCCACAGAUCGAUGAUUAUACCUGUCCAAUCUGCACCAGCGUUGCAUUCAAGCCCAUUAAAUUACAAUGUGGUCACUUGUUCUGCGUCAGGUGUUUGGUGAAGUUAAAGCAACAGGAUAAGAAGAACUGCCCUAUUUGCAGAAACCAGAACGCAGUUGUAAAAGCAGAUGGAACCAACUUGGAUGAGGAAUUGAUGCAGUUGAUGAAGCGUCAUUUCCCCAUCGAAGUGAAGGAGAAAAUGAAAGAAAGGAACUUAGAAAAGUAUAAUGAAAUGAAAGGAAAGGGUGAUCACUCGAAGGGUGAGAAGUGUGAGAUUGUAUAA
Messenger RNA from Suhomyces tanzawaensis NRRL Y-17324, 1500 nucleotides. RefSeq names its product Try3p (gene TRY3). The coding region runs from base 1 to 1500 and encodes 499 amino acids. Lineage: Eukaryota; Fungi; Ascomycota; Pichiomycetes; Serinales; Debaryomycetaceae. The transcript has 2 exons. The record is from RefSeq and is a predicted model, not a curated record.